Molecule: messenger RNA, 480 nt
Organism: Gamsiella multidivaricata
Lineage: Eukaryota; Fungi; Mortierellomycota; Mortierellomycetes; Mortierellales; Mortierellaceae
Exons: 4
Coding region: 1-480 (159 amino acids)
Source: RefSeq, a predicted model, not a curated record
AUGAAGCUGGUUUCGUCCUUGUCCCUCGUUGCAGCACUGGUCGUGUCGGUCUGCAGUGCUUCCCACCUUGACUCCUGCCCUGAAAACGAUAGCCUCUUCGAUGUCUAUAGUGCCAGCAUUAACCCUAGCUCAGUCGAUCCUAGCAAGGAGAUUUGCCUCAGUAUCAAGGGUGAACUCAAGACAGAUCUUCCUCUGGAGGGAUCCAUGAUCAAGUUCACAGUCGAGCAACCUCGCGUUCUCUCAAAGGAUUGGCAAGUCGGUGUCUAUAGCUCGCUCCGGUUCCCACAGGGCACACAGCUGCCCGUGUCUGGUGGAGGCGACCGUGAGCUAAACGCUUGCUUCUAUCUGCCGCCCGAGUUCCAAUACACCCAAAACGGAGCUGAGCUCCUCAUCAGCGCCGAGAUUACAAGCAGAGACAAGGACGAUGAUGAUGUGAGUGUUGUUUGUGUCACUGGUGCCGCUCGCGUCAGCCGAGGUUAG